Messenger RNA from Paramuricea clavata, 1548 nucleotides. Lineage: Eukaryota; Metazoa; Cnidaria; Anthozoa; Malacalcyonacea; Plexauridae. The record is from the annotation of a GenBank genome assembly.
AUGGGACAAAUUGAUUGGGUAGCUACAACUACUGACUGCUGGACAGCCCACCUUCGAUCUUUCCUUGGCGUAACUGCUCAUUGGCUCAAUAAGGAAACCAUGAAACGCGAAUCUACUGCCAUGACUUGUCGUCGUCUUACUGGUAAACAUGAUUAUCAACUAUUGGGCAAGGAACUUUGCAAGGUCCAUUAUCAAUUUGAAAUAACCGAAAUGGUCAUUGCUACAACUACAGAAAAUGGGUCCAAUUUUGUCAAAGCGUUUUCAGUUUUCGGUCCUUCAGAAGAUGAAAGUGAAGAAUAUCAGGAGCAUGUAUCAUUGAGUGAUGCUUUUAACAGCGGCCUAAUUGAUGAACCAGACCUCCUUUCUCACUAUAGAUGUGCCGCACACACACGUAAUCUGAAUGCCACAACUGACGCAAAUCGUGCAGAGUUGGAUUCUGCGUAUAAAAAGCUGAGUCGUUCUACAUUUGCAAAAUGCCAAACUCUGUGGAACAAGUUCAGUCGAACAACAGCAGCAAAUGAGAUUGUCUCCAAAGAAGCUGGCCUUCAACUUGUCCAACCAUGUGCUACCCGCUGUAAUUCUGUUUUCAACUCGGUUGCUCGCUUAAAUCGAAUUCGCCACGAAAAGGGGAAUUCAGCAAUCAGUAACAUCUGUCAUAAUUUAGAACUACCACGGUAAGGGAAGAUAAUUUUCUGAUACAUGCACGCUUUAAUUUAUCUUUAUUUGAAACAUAUGAAGAAGUUAAAAACGACUUGAUGUCUUUAGGUACAUUUUUCACACUCAUUGUAGUAGUUUAUGCCCUGAUACUGUACUUUGUUUAGGUUCAAAGAUACUGAAUAUGAAUUUCUUGACACAUAUGAAUCGAUAAUGAAGCCUGUGGCAAAAGCAUUGGACAUCCUUCAAGGUGACAAAAACACUAAAUUUGGAUUUUUAGUGCCAACUCUGAAAGAACUCAGGAAACGAUUGGAAAAACAAAAGUCCAAACAUACUGAAAAUAGCAGUGUUUGCCUUCCACUUGUAAAUGCAGUCCUUGAUGCACAUACGGCACGGCGUUACGUACUUGAAUUAGGUUGGUAAAAGUUUUAAAACUUAAUUAUAAAACCACUCCAUUUUAGAAUUUUGUUGUAUAUAGUUGUAACAGUGCAGUAAAGUUCUAUUAAAAAAACAACUUUAUUUUUUGCAUGUCAAGGAUUGGAGUAUAUCAGAUCGCAUCUUGUCAUUGACACUGAUCAACAAUCUUCAAACGAAUGCGACAACGAUGAUGACGAUGAAUUUUUCAAGUCAAAGAAGAAGACAACCAAAUCGUCUUUGGAUACCUACUUGGCUUCAGACAUUAUUGAUGCCACAGUUUACAAUGGACAAUGCACUGCACCUUUGAAGCAAAUAGCUUUGAAGCUGAACACCGUAUUGCCUGCAAGUGCAGCUGUUGUGCGUCUUUUCAGCUGUGGAGGCUUGAUCAUGCGACCGCAUCGAAAUCGGUUAACUGAUGAUCAUUUUGAGUCGGCUCUACUUUUAAAGCUAAACUCCAAAUUUAAUACAGUUGCAUAA